GGUUUCAAGCUGUUUAAGCAGUGGAAGGAGCGCUACCUGGUGCUGACAGUAGAGGGCAGUCUGAGGGUGUGUCGCGAUGCAGAGAGUCCUCCUGACCAGGUGGUGGCGCUGCAGUGGAACUGUGAGGCCAUCGUAGAGGGCAGGGAGAUCCUGGACCUGCCCCGGCUGCCCCAAGGGGGGAGGAGAGACUGCUGCUUCGCCCUCAUCCUGCCCCAGGAGAAGUUCCUGUUACUACUGGCUGACAGCCCAGAGGACUGCAGGUUGGUGGUAGUAGUAGUGGUAGUGGUAGUAGUAGUAGUAGUAGUAGUAGUAGUAGUAGUAGUAGUAGUAGUAGUAGUAGUAGUAGUAGUAGUAGUAGCAGUAGUAGUAGUAGUAGUAGUAGUAGUAGUAGUAGCAGUAGUAGUAGCAGUAGCAGUAGUAGUAGUAGUAGUAGUAGCAGUAGCAGUAGCAGUAGUAGUAGUAGUAGUGCCUCCUGUCGCUCAGUUGGUAGAGCAUGGCGCUUGCAACGCCAGGGUUGUGGGUUCGAUUCCCACGGAGGGCCAGUAUGGAAAAUGUAUGCACACACUAACUGUAAGUUGCUCUGGAUAAGCGCGUCUGCUAAAUGACUACAAUGUAGUAGUAAUUUUUGUUGUUGUAAUAGUAGUAUUUAGUAGGGGUCCAAACAGGGUUAAAACAAUUACAUCACAACAAAACACAGCAACAGCCUACAUCAUUAAUAAAACAAUACAUCAAGAAAUGAUGUCAUUAUUAUUAUUAUUAUUACACAUUUACAAUAUUAAAUGUGUGUUUGUAGAGUGCACAGUCCGGGUGUUGUUUUAUCUGUUUUUUAAAUCUGAUUUUACUGCUCGCUUGAGUUCCAUGAUGUGAGUUCCAUGAUGUGAGUUCCAUGAUGUGAGUUCCAUGAUGUGAGUUCCAUGUAGUAAUGGCUAGGACUGUUGCGGUCAUUACAGUGUGUCAGCCUGAUAAUGUCAUACAAAAGACUGUCGGUCUCACAGUAGGUGACCGAUAAUUAACAUAAACAUGUCCCAGCAUCCACUCUACGUUUUAGAAAGUCUAAUAAAUCAAUUGAAUAUACACCAUCACAAUAAAUCCAUUAUUUAUUUUAUUCAGGUCUAAAGAAACAUUAUGAUAUAAAGAAAACGUAUUUCAGAAGAACAGAAUAUGAGUUGGCCUACUGUCUGUUAUCUGGCUAUGCUCCAUGCCAUAGGCUGGAGGCUUGUUCAUUUAGCUGACAAGAUAUGCUUAUAAGUCCCCAUGCCCUUAUUUUAUAUUAUAUGAUUUUAUAGUAAGAAGAAUAUAAUUUAACUUAGCUAAAUAAAAUAGAAAGGAUAUUUUUCCAAUUACAGAGCGAGAGUGUGAUUAUGAAGACUAUGUUGAGCGUAAAAGUGAUCAUUUGAAAUGGCUCCUAUAUGCUAGAUUGAGUUAUUUGGCAACUUCAGGCUGCACACGCUGUUCUCUCAUCAAGUGAUCAUAUUUUCACCCAGCAGACUAUUCUCAAUUUAAUCUUGUCUUUACUAAUAUGUAAAAUUAGUUUUGAUUUAGAAUGGCCCAUUCAUCAAAUGGGCAGGAACAGGGGCAAGAAAAAAAAUGACGUGUCAACAACAAUAACGCACUGAAAUAGUGAAUGGAGGCCACUUUUCCCGCCCGUGCUGAGAUAUUCUGUAUAGCUGAAGGUAAUGUGUCAGCCUAUUAAUUAUUUUAAAAAAUAAAUAUUUUAAAAAUCCCCAUUACUAGGCUAUUCAAAAUCUAAUACAAAUUGUAGGAUAACUCUGAAUUUGUUUAAUAUGUUUAAUUUAGGCUAGACAAUCAUUAUUUUAAUUCAGGGUUUUUGGGGGGCUUGAGCUCAUAUAUAGGCCUAAACUCUAAUAUGCAUUGAUUUAUGAACGAAUCAAACCUUAGUGCUGUCAUCCAAACAACGACCAUGUUUUCUACUCAGUUUCACUCUGUUGUUGAACUUCUUACUUCAAAUUGAUCAUCAGUUACGUGAGUUUUAAAAGCACAUACUUGUUUUGAUGAUAUGUGUUUGAUGUGAUUUUCGAUUGUAUUUGCAUUGAUGUCAGAGUGGUUAGAGGGCCAAUAGAGCCCUGAGUACCAGGCCAUUAGGACCUGAUGGUUAGAGGGCCAAUAGAGCCCUGAGUACCAGGCCAUUAGGACCUGAUAAUCGUUAGUGAGUUGGGUACUACAACGCAUGUCCAGAUUGCAUAAGAGGAGAUUACCAUGACUCAAUGGUCACGUUGAAUUUUAUUGAGGUCAUGGCUCAUGACAGUCUGUCCGCAACAGCCCUAUUGUGAUGAGGUGGUGAUGAUGGAGUCAGGCGCAGGAGGGUAAAUCACAGAAUAACAGGCUUUAAUCUGCAAAAUACAGGUUUACGCAGAAAUGCAUCAAACACACUCCAGGGCACAAAACAGGCGCACUGGAAAAUACAAGGCACACAGGAAAAAUACUCCCGUCAAUACACAAUACACGAGCUCCACCGAGCUUCACUAACCUCCACAAAUAAACAAUCACCCACAGGGACAAGGGGGCAGAGGGAACACUUAUACACAGACUAAUUAGGGGAAUAGAACCAGGUGUGUGUGAUUGACAAGACAAGACAAUUGUGAUGAUGAUUGGGGCGGCAGUGGUUAGUACUCCGGUGACGACGAACGCCGAAGCCUGCCCAAACAAGGAGGGGACGCAGCCUCGGCGGAAGUCGUGACACCUAUAUAGUACUGCAUGUUUUCCCAGAGUCUGUUCUGGACAUAAGGAACUGUGAAAAGACCCCUGGUGGCAUGUCUUGUGGGGUAUGUAUGGGUGUCUGAGCUGUGUGUUAGCUGUUUGAACAGAAAGUUUGGUGCUUUCAACACGUCAAAACCUCUCAUCAAUCAAUCUCUACUUUGAUACCAUAAUCUCAUACUUUGAGCCAGGAGAGAUUGCCAUCCAAGUUAUUGAUAUCGCCCCUCCGUGUACAAGGGCCAGCCGUGCUGCUCUGUUCAGGGCCAACUGGAAUUUGUCUGUGUCCUUCUUUGUGGCACUUAACCAUAUAAUAGUCCAGGUGUGAUAAAAGUAUGGCCUGUAGGACUUGUUUUGUUGAUAGUGAUAUUAAGAAAGCAGAGCAGCUCUAUACCUCUCCCCAUCUUAGCUACCAUUGCAUCAAUGUGUUUUGACCAUGACAGUUUACAAUCUAGGGUUACACCAAGCAGUUUAGCCUCCUCAACUUACUCAGUUGCCACAUUAUUCAUUACAAGAUUUAGAUGAGGUUUAGGGUUUAGCGAAUGAUUUGUCCAAAAUACAAUGCUUUUCGUUUUUGAUAUAUAUAGGACUAGGUUAUUACUUGCUACCCAUUCUAGAACUGACUGCAGCUCUUUGUUAAGUGUUGCAGUGAUUUCACUUGCUGUAGUAGCUGACGUGUAUAAUGUUGAGUCAUCCGCAUACAUAGACACACAGGCUUUACUACUAGUGGUAGUAAAAAAAAAAGUAAGGGGCCUAGACAGCUACUGUACCUUAAGGUACAUACUGGUUACGUUAGAAAGGCUUCCAUCAAAGAACAACCUCGGUAACUCUUGAUCCACAAUAUGGCAGAGGAUGUAAAGCCAUAUUGGUAGUAGUGGUAGUAGUAGUAGUAGUACUGUAGUAGUGGUAGUAGUAGUAGUAGUACUGUAGUAGUAGUAGUAGUAGUAGUAGUAGUAGUAGUAGUAGUACUGUAGUAGUAGUAGUAGUAGUAGUAGUGGUAGUAGUGGUAGUAGUAGUAGUAGUAGUACUGUAGUAGUAGUGGUGGUAGUAGUAGUAGUAGUAGUAGUAGUAGUAGUGGUAGUAGUAGUACUGUAGUAGUAGUAGUAGUAGUACUGUAGUAGUAGUGGUGGUAGUACUGUAGUAGUAGUGGUGGUAGUAGUAGUAGUAGUAGUAGUAGUAGUAGUAGUAGUAGUAGUAGUUGUAGUAGUACUGUAGUAGUAGUAGUAGUAGUAGUACUGUAGUAGUAGUGGUGGUAGUACUGUAGUAGUAGUGGUGGUAGUAGUAGUAGUAGUAGUAGUAGUAGUAGUAGUAGUAGUAGUAGUACUGUAGUAGUAGUAGUAGUAGUACUGUAGUAGUAGUGGUGGUAGUAGUAGUAGUAGUAGUAGUAGUAGUAGUAGUAGUAGUAGUAGUACUGUAGUAGUAGUAGUAGUAGUAGUAGUGUAGUAGUAGUAGUAGUAGUAGUAGUAGUAGUAGUAGUAGUAGUAGUAGUAGUAGUAGUAGUAGUAGUAGUAGUAGUAGUAGUAGUAGUAGUAGUAGUAGUGGUAGUAGUAGUAGUAGUAGUAGUAGCAGCAGUAGUAGUAGUCAAAUCAAAUAAAAAAAUCUAACCGUAUUCGUCACAUGCUUCGUAAACAACAGGUGUAGACUAACUGAAAUGCUUACUUACAGUGGGGAAAAAAAGUAUUUAGUCAGCCAGCAAUUGUGCAAGUUCUCCCACUUAAAAAGAUGAAAGAGGCCUGUAAUUUUCAUCAUAGGUGCACGUCAACUAUGACAGACAAAAUGAGAUUUUUUUUCUCCAGAAAAUCACAUUGUAGGAUUUUUAAUGAAUUUAUUUGCAAAUUAUGGUGGAAAAUAAGUAUUUGGUCAAUAACAAAAGUUUCUCAAUACUUUGUUAUAUACCCUUUGUUGGCAAUGACACAGGUCAAACGUUUUCUGUAAGUCUUCACAAGGUUUUCACACACUGUUGCUGGUAUUUUGGCCCAUUCCUCCAUGCAGAUCUCCUCUAGAUCAGUGAUGUUUUGGGGCUGUCGCUGGACAACACGGACUUUCAACUCCCUCCAAAGAUUUUCUAUGGGGUUGAGAUCUGGAGACUGGCUAGGCCACUCCAGGACCUUGAAAUGCUUCUUACGAAGCCACUCCUUCGUUGCCCGGACGGUGUGUUUGGGAUCAUUGUCAUGCUGAAAGACCCAGCCACGUUUCAUCUUCAAUGCCCUUGCUGAUGGAAGGAGGUUUUCACUCAAAAUCUCACGAUACAUGGCCCCAUUCAUUCUUUCCUUUACACGGAUCAGUCGUCCUGGUCCCUUUGCAGAAAAACAGCCCCAAAGCAUGUUUCCACCCCCAUGCUUCACAGUAGGUAUGGUGUUCUUUGGAUGCAACUCAGCAUUCUUUGUCCUCCAAACACGACGAGUUGAGUUUUUACCAAAAAGUUAUAUUUUGGUUUCAUCUGACCAUAUGACAUUCUCCCAAUCCUCUUCUGGAUCAUCCAAAUGCACUCUAGCAAACUUCAGACGGGCCUGGACAUGUACUGGCUUAAGCAGGGGGACACGUCUGGCACUGCAGGAUUUGAGUCCCUGGCGGCGUAGUGUGUUACUGAUGGUAGGCUUUGUUACUUUGGUCCCAGCUCUCUGCAGGUCAUUCACUAGGUCCCCCCGUGUGGUUCUGGGAUUUUUGCUCACCGUUCUUGUGAUCAUUUUGACCCCACGGGGUGAGAUCUUGCGUGGAGCCCCAGAUCGAGGGAGAUUAUCAGUGGUCUUGUAUGUCUUCCAUUUCCUAAUAAUUGCUCCCACAGUUGAUUUCUUCAAACCAAGCUGCUUACCUAUUGCAGAUUCAGUCUUCCCAGCCUGGUGCAGGUCUACAAUUUUGUUUCUGGUGUCCUUUGACAGCUCUUUGGUCUUGGCCAUAGUGGAGUUUGGAGUGUGACUGUUUGAGGUUGUGGACAGGUGUCUUUUAUACUGAUAACAAGUUCAAACAGGUGCCAUUAAUACAGGUAACGAGUGGAGGACAGAGGAGCCUCUUAAAGAAGAAGUUACAGGUCUGUGAGAGCCAGAAAUCUUGCUUGUUUGUAGGUGACCAAAUACUUAUUUUCCAAAAUAAUUAGCAAAUAAAUUCAUAAAAAAUCCUACAAUGUGAUUUUCUGGAGAAAAAAAAUCUCAAUUUGUCUGUCAUAGUUGACGUGUACCUAUGAUGAAAAUUACAGGCCUCUCUCAUCUUUUUAAGUGGGAGAACUUGCACAAUUGGUAGCUGACUAAAUACUUUUUUCCCCCACUGUAGAUAGUAGUCAGAUCUAGUGCCUAGCUGGCUCCCUGGAACACAGUGAGGAUAGAUGCUGAGUGGAGAUGUAAUGGAAUGUGUUGUAGGGGGGCAUGGGUUGGUUUGUGCUAGGGUUUUCUACCCUCUUUACUCAACUGCUCCAGUUCUUCAGAUGUUAUCAUAUUUUUAACCUGAGCUGCAGAUGAUUGUGGCUGCUGUAGUGUCUAAUCUGACGUUAUCCCAAGAAGAGAUGACACAUCUGAACUAUUGUCUGUUUGGAUCUUAUCAGGGUUUCAGGCUAGACUAGAGGUCUGAUCUGUAAAUAUUACCUUAACAGACACUUUGUGUGUCUUCCACAGUCUCUGGCUGAAGUUGAUCAGGAAGGUGAGAGAGGUAAGUACCUCACUGUUGUUAUCUCAUAUAACUACCCCAUGAGUUGACAUUAGAAUUUAGAACGAUUGAAAAUGCUUACGUACUGCUUAUGAAUGCAGUAUGUAUGGGUUAUGAAGUCCUUAUAGGUACCCUUAAAAAAACAGUUGUUAUUUAUAUCCUGUCCAGGGUUAGAGUUAUCUGACGGUAGUUGACUUCCUGUUUCCUCCAGGGUGUGAUGUCAACGCUCGUCCUGCAGCGACAGCAGAGCCUGACCCCGAGCCUCACCGCCCAUAUCACCGACAGAAACCCCCAACCUGACACCCCCACCGACAGGGACCCCACCUCGCCACGGGUGACAGUGGACACCUCGACCCCCACCGCCACCCCGACUGGCACCCCGACCACCACCCCCACCACGACCCCCCUCGGCCUCCCGAGCCGGGUCCUUCAGAGACAACAGCCUGGGUCAGUCAGGGCUUUAACAGGGUUACACCACGACCCCCUCGGGUCAGUCAGGGCAUUAACAGGGUUACACCACGACCCCCUCGGCCUCCAGAGCUGGGUCCUUCAGAGACAACAGCCUGGGUCAGUCAGGGCAUUAACAGGGUUACACCACGACCCCCUCGGCCUCCCGGGCCGGGUCCUUCAGAGACAACAGCCUGGGUCAGUCAGGGCAAUAACAGGGUUACACCACGACCCCCUCGGCCUCCCGAGCUGGGUCCUUCAGAGACAACAGCCUGGGUCAGUCAGGGCAUUAACAGGGUUACACCACGACCCCCUCGGCCUCCCGAGCCGGGUCCUUCAGAGACAUCAGCCUGGGUCAGUCAGGGCUUUAACAGGGUUACACCACGACCCCCUCGGGUCAGUCAGGGCAUUAACAGGGUUACACCACGACCCCCUCGGCCUCCAGAGCUGGGUCCUUCAGAGACAACAGCCUGGGUCAGUCAGGGCAUUAACAGGGUUACACCACGACCCCCUCGGCCUCCCGAGCCGGGUCCUUCAGAGACAUCAGCCUGGGUCAGUCAGGGCUUUAACAGGGUUACACCACGACCCCCUCGGGUCAGUCAGGGCAUUAACAGGGUUACACCACGACCCCCUCGGCCUCCAGAGCUGGGUCCUUCAGAGACAACAGCCUGGGUCAGUCAGGGCAUUAACAGGGUUACACCACGACCCCCUCGGCCUCCCGGGCCGGGUCCUUCAGAGACAACAGCCUGGGUCAGUCAGGGCUUUAACAGGGUUACACCACGACCCCCUCGGGUAAGUCAGGGCAUUAACAGGGUUACACCACGACCCCCUCGGCCUCCCGAGCCGGGUCCUUCAGAGACAACAGCCUGGGUCAGUCAGGGUUACACACACCUGGUAUACUGUACUAUAUCUUGUCUUUCUUUGUUUUCUUUGUGUGUGUGUGUGUGUGUGUGUGUGUGUGUGUGUGUGUGUGUGUGUGUGUGUGUGUGUGUGUGUGUGUGUGUGUGUGUGUGUGUGUGUGUGUGUAUGUAUGUAUGUGUGUGUGUGUGUGUAUCUAGGCGGCGGCCACAGACAGUCAGUGCGGUCCGUGCGUAGUGUGGCAUCAGUAGCCCCUCCCCACCGUACGUCAGACUGUCUUCGCCACGGUAACAGCAGCGAUGCGCGGGCGGUGAGGGCGGUGUGUCUGCUGAUGGGAGGGGCAGCAGCCUCCUCCGCUCUGGGCUACCUCCAGUCCUGCUCUCCCUCCUCCCCUCUGACCUCCGGAACCUCCGGCCUGCAGGAGCUGGGCCCGCUGGGCCACAGUGGGGGGGCGGGGGGCUUCUCAGAGCUGGGCGGGGGGUCGGGUGGGUCCUACCACUGUAGUCAGGACGUAGACAACCCCCCACACUUCAACAGCUUCGACUUCGAGGGAGGAGACUCCGACUUUGAUGCCUUCGACUGCGGAGGGUUCGCUUUU
This is a messenger RNA of Coregonus sp. 'balchen', 8251 nucleotides long. Lineage: Eukaryota; Metazoa; Chordata; Actinopteri; Salmoniformes; Salmonidae. The record is from the annotation of a GenBank genome assembly.